Biomphalaria glabrata is the source of this 6112-nucleotide messenger RNA. RefSeq names its product rapamycin-insensitive companion of mTOR-like. The coding region runs from base 73 to 5340 and encodes 1755 amino acids. Gene Ontology annotation, cellular component: TORC2 complex. The record is from RefSeq and is a predicted model, not a curated record. The transcript has 36 exons. Lineage: Eukaryota; Metazoa; Mollusca; Gastropoda; Planorbidae. Gene Ontology annotation, molecular function: protein serine/threonine kinase activator activity. Gene Ontology annotation, biological process: TORC2 signaling; positive regulation of phosphatidylinositol 3-kinase/protein kinase B signal transduction.
GGCUAGACUAGAUUUAUAAAGAUUUUGGUAGUCUAACUUUUACGACAAACAUAUCUUCAAAGUCAGAAAAAAAUGGCGACCGGAUCGACUCGCCCGGUCCGAAAUCUUAAAGCUGGGCGAUAUCGUGUUCGACAUGAAAGUGCUGAAGAUGUUGUCAUAAAACUGGAUCAUAACAAAGAGCCUUGUGAGAAUGUGAAGGAAAUUUUAAAGAAUUUAGUCUCUCAAAAUGGAGUGCCCAGUAGUAGAAAGACAGCUUACCUCAAUAGUUUUGUGAAAUUAAUCAAACAUUCUGGUUAUAGCGUUGAUCUUGGAGUACCAAUACUUGACAUCUUGUCAUGCUUAGGUAUUGGAUUGUUGAAUGAUGCCAAACAAGUCCGUACAGCAACUCUGCGUGUGAUUCGUUAUCUCUUACCUUAUAAUGAAACGCUGGAUAUUUUUUUACAUUUACAUUUUGAUUUCCUAGUUGCAAGAUGUCUUGAUGUCAGUCUCGACAAUGAAAUAGAGAGAAUCCAUGCCAUCAAACUAAUCAGACAAAUCAUUAAAACUUCCCCCAGCAAGUGCCCUAAAUCUUUGCUGUAUGUCCUUGUUGCCAUUGGUAAUGAUGGAGCUAGUGAGAGAGACAGAAUGGUGCGGGUUUCUUUAGAGACAAUAUGUGAAUUGGCAUUUUAUAAUGUUAACCUGGUAGCUCAGUGUGGUGGUAUUCAAACUCUCAUUUGGAAUAUACUUGAUUGUCAUCAGUACCCUCGGCUAAAUGAAGCCCUGACAUCUGUUAUCAUAUUUCUUCUGAACCAGCCUCAUACUAGGCCCUUCAUUCGACCCCAAGUAGACUUGGAGCGCCUACUAGCACCUUUCACUGACAGUCAUUUUCGUUAUAGUGUUGAAGAUGGAAGAAAUGAGGAGAGAGAUUCAAAAUUCAUAGCAAGUAAAAUGGCAGUCAUAUCUGUGAUGAGAUCUUGGCCAGGUCUUAUACGUCUAUGUCAUCCUGAUGGCUCAGGGAUGCAGUCUCUUAUAGGAAUACUUUAUUUACCAUAUGUGGAAAUUAGAAAGUAUGUCUUAGAAGUAAUAUCAGACUUAUUUCGUCUUACAUUACCGACUUGGUCAGAAGAUUUCGCUACAGCUUUUUCUAGUGUUGAUCCUUGUGAGAUGAAAGAUGCUUGGAAAUUGGCAGAGGGCUUUGUAGCAGAGGAGGGAAGAGCCAUUCUACCUCACAUUUCACCAACCAGACCUAAUUUGAUAGAAAAUCACCUUGCUCUUCUGUUGUCUGCUUUCUUCACUGCUGGCUUAUGUGAGGCAUUGAUAGAAGUUGUUAUUACUAGUACAGGUCCACUAUUUAACAGAGCUGUGAUCUUGCUUGGUGAAUUGCUUCACAUGGCCAAUGUUCUUCUCCCACAAGAAUGUUUACAUCACCAUGAAUGUCUGCCUACAUUGAUUUCCAUAGCUUCAUCAACUGAAUCUGGUGCUGAGAAAAGACACCAAGCAUACCAGGCAGUGAUGUACUUAACAAGAUUCCAUAAAAUGAUGAAGAGGAAAAGUCGACCCUGCACUGUGUUCCUUGACCAGUUGCUGCAGCAUGCAGGAAAGAUGUCUGAGGCCACUAACAAGCAUUGGAUCCUGCAUCGUGAGAGUCUCUCUCAUUAUUAUUUUAAAAAGGUGACUGGUGAUGAAAUGACUGUUCAAGCUAUUCGUGACUCAAAAGUGAACACAACAACAAACAACACUGAAUGGAACUGGCCUAUUAUUGCUGCUUUGUUAAAGUGGCCAGAUGACAAGUUCAAGAAAUUGGAUGAUCAGAAUCAACACAGGUUUAUCAAGCGUUUGGUCUAUUUCUUCAAACCAGAAAAUGAUUUGUUCUCAAAGACUGACAUUACUGAUCCAAACUUAAGGAAGAUCUGUGUUGUGGGAUGUCAUCUUAUUGAUUUCCUGAUCUCAUCUAACUCAGAUGAAGCUGAAAAAUUGAUCACUGAGUUGUUAUCAGAUAUUGCUGAGAAUCUCAAGGAGGUGACUAAGUUGAAUGUACCAGUAGAUGAGAAUGCAAUGUUUGGAUCCAAAAGACUUCAAGACAAAAUGUGUCGUUACUAUUUUCUCUUCAUCGGAAGACUAUCUGCCACAAAAAAGGGAACUGUGCAUUUAGAAAAAAAUGGAAUCAUACAGACCCUCUUAGAACUGAUGUCUCCCAGUACCAAUAUACUUUAUGUGAAGCUUGCCAUUUCCUGUUUGAAUUAUGCUGCUGAUGGUUCCACUAGGCCUAUUUUGUCUAAAGCAUUGACAGCAACCCAAGAUGUUUGUCGCCUGUAUGCUACCAAAUUAUUGCGUGUGUUGAUGCGGGCCUGCACUCCUGGUUUCAGUACAUGGGGUAUUGAGCUACUUAUAACUCAGCUAUAUGACCCAGAGAAAAGUAUUGCAAUGUCAGCAGUCAACAUUUUAGAUGAAGCUUGUGACAAUGAGGAGUAUUUAAAAAGUGUCAUCAAGUUGAGGCCCUCACUGCUUCAUCUAGGAGAGAAGGGAAUUAUGCUGUUAACUAGAUUUGUUUCCAAUGUCCAGGGAUUCCGUUCUCUCAAUGAUGCCAACUUUAUUUCCUCUCAACUUGAGCAAUGGCAUAAGUCUUUCAAUAAGCAGUAUGUAGAUAUAGUUGAGGAAAUGCUGAAUGAGGCUCUUACUACAUAUGAGAAGUCAUUUACUGGGUCCUGCCCUAGAAGAUCUAUUCUCAAAGGUCCCAAGAAAGAUGUGUAUCUUCCAGUACAUUUGUAUGGUCAGCUUACUUUACAUGAUGAGGGUCUAGAUGUAUUACGUAAACAGGAUUGUAUCAAGGAGUACUUGCAAUGUGUCAUUGAACAAAGAGUAUCAAACAAUACAGAGAUCACUGAAUUAAAAACAGCUUUAUGGGCAUUGGGCCACAUUGGAAUGUCUUGUGAUGGUUUGGCUUGGCUAGAAACUGAAAAGAUUAUACCUGAAAUUAUUCGUCUAGCUGAAGAAAAUGGAGUAUUUUCUAUUAGAGGAACUGCCUUCUUUGUGCUGGGUUUGAUUGCUAGCACUAGGAAAGGAACAGAUAUACUCAACCAACUUGGCUGGGAGUCAAGGUGCCAUACAAGAAAAGAAAUUUUUCCUGUACUUGAUCAAGAUGGCUGGAUGCAUGGUCCAGUGGAAGAAGCUCUUUUUAACAGUGACAGGCUAGCAUCGAGCAGCCAUCAAGAAAAUCAUCGCAUUUCUUCCAUGGGCAGCAUGAGUCUCUCACUGAUUCAAGAGGAAACAUUCCCACGUAAAACAAAUCCUUCUGCUGCCGAUUUAGGCGCAUCAUCCGUCCCAUCCACUAAAGACCCGAACCAAAGACAUUCGUCUGCAAGCUGCCAAUACACCAUGGGCACUUUAAAUGUCUCAAAUGCCACUGGUUACUACAAGACUUCUUCCCAUGACUCUGAAAACUAUAAUAAAUAUCAGUCUUUACCAUCCAGGUCUCAAUCAGAGCGUGGAGUUUCAAAAACUUUUGGGGACAUACGACCUCGUGCUCAGACUGGUGACAAAAUAACUCUCAGGGCUUCUCAUCCCUCUUCACCAUCAAAGUAUGAUUCAGUGCCUAUAAAUAUAAACUCGAUCACUUUAGAUGUGACUGAUCAAUAUACAUCGAAAGAGCCCACCAAAGUUAGGCAAUCUACUUCUCGUGACUCUAUUCAACUGAUUGCUUCCCCUAUUGUUAAAUUAAGAACUAGUUCAGAUGAGGAUUCUGCCAUCCUUGAUAACUUUGGUUCUCAGCCCAAUGAUAUUGGCACAUUAUUAACUGUUGAAUGUUCAUCUGUGUCUUCAGCAACUGUAAAUGGUUCUUUACAUUCCCAUAAUGGAGCUGAUAGUGUAUCAAACAAAGAAACAUCUGGCAGACUUUCAGUUACCCCUGACACUAAUGCCUCCAAAGAUGUUGUGAGUUUUAAAAUGGGGGCGCCUUCACUUCUUGUCGGGAAAGAGAUAAGUGGCACUGAGAACUCAUUUCGGAGCAAGAGUAGAGGAAGUAGUUUCAACACUACGGACACUAGUGGUGUUGGGUCUUGUGACUCAAACACCUUACCAGCACCAGGCAGCAUCUCAUCAACAUUUUUAAACAAUGCCUUAACCCCCAUCCCCAGCUCCUCUUCCCUCAGCACUCUGACAGGUACCUCAACUCUCAAACUGCCAGUGGAACCUGUCAAGGAACCAGUGCACCACUCUGUGUUACAGCGAAGCCUUUUCAGACUUUCCCGCAUUCCCAGUGCCAAAAGACGCUCAGCAUCUCCUGCCCUUGGCAUCACUGCUAAUGGGGGUCAGUCCUUUACCUCUCAAAGAGAUGCUCUGGGAUAUGCUGCUCUCAGAAACAUUAAAAGACAACGAACGUAUAGUGCUGAAGGUGAUGGGGAGGUAACAUUACUAGAGGCAACCUCAUUGCAUCGUACAAUCAGCCAGGACUCAGAGCUUAGUGUCGAGAGCAAUAUGUGGCUAAGCAUGAGACGAAAUGUAAGUAGUGUAUCAUUACAAGAACAAGAUGUGCCUUCAUCACCUAUCUCAAGUCUCAAUAGGGCAGCCUUCAAGCCUUUGUCACCUAGCAAUCGAUUUGUUGGCAUAACUCUUCCUGUAGAUAUCAAAAUGAUCUUUGAGGACACAGAAGCUGAGACAUUAAGAAAAACUUCAACAGACUUAGACACAGGCUCAGCCUCUGACAGUCUAAAAGCUGGUGUUCCUCCAUUGAAGAAGGAAAUGUCCUUUGAACACACCACAGAGGUCUGUAUUGUUUGCAAUAGGUACAGAAAGAAAGCAGUACCAAGCUCAUUAAAUACUUCUUAUACAAUAUCAAAAGGUCAGGAUACAGAGGCAGUAAAAUUAGACCAAAGUGAUGCUGUCCACUCCAUGUUUGAUAUAGUUCGGACAAGGGGAGGCAGCAUGAAUGACCAUUCAUCUUCUGCCACUCCAGGCAGCCAGACAAGUGGAUCAAGUGGUCAUGAAACAGCAGAGAAAAAAUUACGGGAAGACAGUGAGGAAGGAAGAGAACUGAUCCGUCUGGAAGUCAUGAGAUUGAUUGUCAACCUGGGCAGUUCUGUAGGCUUGAAGAGUUCAGAGACAGGACUGCUAAGCUUGAAGCAAAGAUUCCCAAAGUGUUUUCAAAGUAUUUGCUUUUAUUCUGAAGUAUGCCAUUUACUGUCUACAUACUCCUAUAGACUUGUGGCCAGGAGAUUUAUACAUGAGUUGUUUGAUGAAUUAGACUUAGUAGAGCUUUUAGCAGCCCCCUGUCAGUAUCUAGGCCUAGAACUAGACCCAAGUCCACAUAUGGCCCCCAUCAGACAAGACAGCUUGGAUGAUUUUCAGGACUUUUCAUUUGCUUAGAUGCACAAAGGAAAAGAUGAAUCUAAGAACAGAAGCUAGAGCUGAAGUUAUUUUUGUGCUGGGAUGAGUAUCACUUUAAACAUAGGCAGCUGUAUCUUUGAGCUUUUGACAGGACAGAUUCAUCAUUCAUUUACUAAAGAAGUAGGACUGCGCUAGGACUUCUGUAGUGUGCACAUCUUAGCCUUGCACUAACUUCUCAUGUGUGUGUGAAGCUGAUACUCCAGAACAUCCCUAUACAACUAUCAUAGAGUACAAACAUUUUUUUUUGUCAUCAUUCCAUGUCAAGAUUUUGAUGUUUUUUUUUUUUUCAAGACAAGUGAACUGUGUACAUAUACAUUAUCUGUGAUUCACUAAUCAAGACCCAGUCAAAAUGUGUGUAGUGAUAAACUGAUGCAUUGUAUUUAUUCCUCAAGUAUGCAUGUGUUAUUGUGUGUGCAGUGGUGGUAUGUUGACAUCGAAGGAGAGUACCUCAUAGCAAUUUUGAACAUUGCUUUUAUUUUCUUUUUGUAUACUUAUUUUAUUGUUUAAACUCGGCACCUCUACCUUUUUUUUUUUAAUUUGUAUGAGCCACUGCUAUGUAUGAGUGUACAAUUCAUGUCUCAGGGUUUCUGGACAAGUGGAAAUAUAGUAUAGAAUGUUAAGGAAUGAUCUGUGAUAAGUGUAAAUGGUGCUUUGUGACUGACAGCCUAAAAGAUACUGCACAGUGUUUUUAUACUAAAGUAACUAGAUGUAGAAUUGACUUCUCUGACUGUUAAUAAAUAAUACACAUGAA